Molecule: messenger RNA, 2169 nt
Organism: Venturia canescens
Lineage: Eukaryota; Metazoa; Arthropoda; Insecta; Hymenoptera; Ichneumonidae
Product: facilitated trehalose transporter Tret1-like
Exons: 3
Coding region: 420-1877 (485 amino acids)
Biological process (GO): transmembrane transport
Cellular component (GO): membrane
Molecular function (GO): transmembrane transporter activity
Source: RefSeq, a predicted model, not a curated record
GGCUCGUGAACCACACAACUUUACUCUGACGCUUCGGGAUUCGCGUCUCAGACGUUCGACGAUCGGGAACAAUACCGAGACGUUCGAACCAACUUUAAAGUAGUGCUACGUCAUUAUGAGACGUUCCGACAACUCGUGAUAUUAAAAUUCAUAAAAUUUUAUAGAUCCCGAUCUGCUGAAAGUUCAACCCUAUUUUUCGUUUCUAUUUACGAACCACUCUAAACAGAGGAGCGCAGACAUCUCCCUCGUGUGACACGAAAAAAAACAAUGCAGAUUCAAACUUAAAGAUCGACGGAGAGGGGUUGCUGGCACGCGUGGCAUUGGAAUUCUGAUAACGAGUCUCAUCUCUCGCUCAUCGAGAAAGUGAUCGGAGAGCGCUCGGAGUCAUCGUUAACCUCGAUUGGCGCAAAUUCAUUUAAAUGGCCUCGACCAUUUCGGAAGUACCAAAGCCCUCGAGGUGGUCGGUCGUUUGGCCUCAAUGGCUCGCAGCAGUCGACGUGUUCAUGCUGUCGAUCGUGGUCGGGAUGAUCGGUGGAUGGUCGUCACCGUAUCUGGCAAAGUUCGCUGGUCCUGACUCCGAAUUAGCAGCAACGGAUGCAGAGGCGUCUUGGGUAGCGGCGAUAAUAGGACUGGGACGCAUAAUCGGUGCGAUGUUCGGUGUGCUGAGUGUCGAUCAAUUUGGUACGAAAGCAUCGUGCCUUUACUGCGCUGUACCAUUGGUGCUCGGUUGGGCGUGUCUCUUGAUGGCAAAUAGUAUAGUUUUGGUUUACGUAUCGCGUAUACUCAGUGGUCUUGGAAUGGGAAUGUAUUACUCGACAUUCCCAUUGUACAUCGGUGAGAUAUCGGAUCCCAGCAUACGUGGUUCGUUGGUGGGUUUGAUAACGCAGGGCUUACCAGUCGGUAACGUUCUCGGUAACAUUGUCGGUGCUUAUACACCGAUGUGGAUCUUUUCGUGCGUCAGCUUAGUGCCAAAUCUUCUGUUUAUCGGAUCGUUCUACAUAAAGCCCGAGUCACCUCAUUAUUUGGUGCUCAAAGGACGGAACGAGCAAGCGAAGGCUUCCUUGGAGUGGUACAACCGGGGUGUGGACAUGAGCGAAGAGUUGGAAACAAUUAAACAAUUCACAGCGUUCAAGGGGAGCGUCACGUACAUGGACAAAUUUCGUGAGAUCGCUCAGCCCGUUAAUCGCAAGGCAAUAAUGCUCGUCAACGUCGUAUACAUCCUCGUACAACUGAGCGGUCUUUGGACGAUGGCUUUUUACAUGGAAAUCAUACUGAAGAACGCCGGUGUCACGGUCGUUGCGCCAUCGACGGUUGUCAUAAUCGUCGGAGUUUUGGGCAUCGUUGCCGGCUGGAGCACUACUUAUACCAAUGACGCUUGCGGACGGAAAAUCAUGCUCUCUUUAUCCAGCUUUGGCGUAGCUCUCGCACUCGUCACACUUGGCGCUGAUUACCAGCUUUUGAAUCUCGGUUACGACUCCAAACAUCCGGUUUUACAAUGGCUACCAAUUCUAUCGAUAAUCGGCUUUCAAAUGAGCCUCGCCAUUGGUAUCAUGCCGGUACCGAGUACUCUCAUCAGUGAAAUGUUUCCACCCAACAUCAAGAGCAUGGCGACGUGUCUCAUCAACAUGACGUCCGCCGCGUUCGCCUUCUUCACCAGCAAAACCUAUCAACCCAUGGUCGAUUUUUUCUCAGAAAAAUAUGUCUUCUGGUUCUACGCGGCCCUCAUGCUUCUUCUCACCCUCUACACUUGGCUUGUUCUCCCAGAAACCAAGGGUAAAUCUUUGCCAGAGAUACAGCUCAUGCUGACCAAAAGAAGAGAAUCCAUGGCGAUGAAGAAAAAAUCGAUCGCUAUUAUAUCUAAUGGUUCUUACGCGUAAACGAAGAAUCGUUCUCUCCCCCCUUCUCGAUUGUCCACGGAGCCGAAUGAGUCCAAUGAUUCUUCGCAUGAUUUAGAAAUUAUUUUCUUUCGCUUCCCAGCAGAGACAAUAUUAUUCUGCCCGAGGCUGAUGCAAGAGUUGAUAUUCUUUAUUUAUUCAACUGUUUUGAUGUCGCAAUUUUUUCAUAUCAGAAUGAGAUUUGUGUUUUAAUAACCUGUACAGUAUUUUGUAUAAAAUAAUAAAUAGAAAGAAAACCCUCGCAGCUGGUCUGUUGAGAGCGAAUUAUACAAUA